AUGGUAAUUAUGGCUUCGUCCAGAUUCGGAAUCGGCAGCUUCGUGCUGGUCUUGUGCAUCGUUCUGGUGCUGAUGCCCAGCAAAGCUGCCGCGUUUGGCGCUGGAAACAUCCCCUCCAUCGCCCAGGUCGAGGGCCACAACUGGCGACACGGCGACAUCGAGGAUGUUCUCAAGACCCUCACUUUUCUCCACGGCAAGAAAUGGACAACUUUGCUAGUACAGCGCACCUAUUUUGGCAACUGGCUCCGCGACUAUUCUCAAGCUGUCGACGUCGGCAGCUUGAAGGGCGUCAAUGCCGCUACCAUCCGCAUCCUCGUUUGGGUCCUUUCCUUCUUGGCCAACGGAUAUGCGACGGAGGAGUUCGAGGUCACCGAGGAGCGCCUCGGCGUCUACAGACCCGAAGAGCACAUUGACAAUCCGCUUGGUUACGCCGAUGGCAAAGAUGCGCGCGAGUUUGAUCCAAGACUUAGAGGGCCAGUCAUGCCCGUCGAGACGGAAAUCGACCCGCGGACUGGAAUGAAGAACUACAUUGCAAACGAAAACGGAAACUGGGCCACCAGCGCCGGGUAUCUCAGAUUUUCUAUCGCACGCAGCAUCCACUAUGGUCGCCUGUACACUAGUGGUUCCGGUAGAAAAGGGAACGAAGAUGACUUGUGUGAAGCACUCAGAUGCCUCGGACAAUCACUGCAUUGCAUGGAGGACUUUUCUGCCCACAGCAACUACUGCGAACUGGCGCUUCGUGAGCUCGGCUAUCAUGAGGUUUUCCCUCACUGUGGAACCGCCUCCGAGAUACGAUUGAAUGGCAAGCGAGUCUACCCGCUGGUCACUGGUACCUUUGGCGGCGUCGACUUCUUGCACUCCGUCCUGGGAGAAGCGAAUGAUCACUUCACCCAGUCCGAGGUCGAUGAGAUGAACGUCGCGCUGAAAAACGCCGAAAUUGCGACCAUGUCUGGCGGCGGCAAUAGCACACGUGGUUUUGGCGGUGGUAGUGGAACAGGCGAUUUCAUCUCGCUGGUCGGCAAAUUACCAGGCAUUGGCGGCGGCUUUGCGUCCGAAGCGCGCAAAUUGAAGCAAAUGGCAGCGCAACAGGAGCGAGAAAACGAGAUGACAACGUCGCGAGGUGAUUCCACUCGAGCAAAUACCAACCUCGUACCUGGUAUGAGCCCGGAUUUCGAUCCAGUCAAAGUUGCCAAGCAGAUCUAUCCCAUUCUAGAGUUCCGAGACAAGAUUGUCAAGUCAAUCAACAGGGGCAUUGCCAAGAUCCCAGGCUUGGAGAGCCUACUUGAGCACAUUAGCGAGACGCUGACAGCUUUCGUUUUGGGGUUAUUGGCACCCUUCAUUCGCCCGAUCAUCAACCAGGUCACCAAAGUUCUCAAGGAUGGAUCCUCGGGUGUCAUCAGCGCAAGCGCACACUCCCAGCUUGAGCCAUGGAAGAACCCGAACUGCACUGAUCCUACUCACUCCAUGCUGAGCAAAGACCAUUUUACCAACAUACUCAACUCCUGCGCUGGACGAGUGGCCGCCACGAUCCUUCAGUAUGUUGUGCCUCGUAUCCUAUAUGCGUGGGAACAUACCGGCGUGCCCGUCGACGAGAUCGUUAAUGACGUCCUCCGUGCGUUCCACCACCCCACAAUCCGGGAUGAGCGCAUCGAGAUUCAACGUGACAUGUUCAGCACUGUCAGAAAAUGGGCCGAUGAGUACCCCCGCCGCCACGAGCUGAAUCACAUACUUGGUUCUCAGAGCGUCAAGGCCGGCAAGAACCACGUCUUGGCAGGUUCAACUCACAAGGGCCACUCGCACGGCGGCGGCAUAUUUGACGGCGGCGUAGGCGAUUUAGUGGGGCAGCUGGGCCACGGAAAACCCUCCGGAUCACUUUGGAGCCAAGUUGCCACAAGAGACUUGGAUGCGAUGGGCGCUGGAAACCAUGGAGGGGUAGGAUACAUGGGAGCGAGUUCCCCACAGCCCUCGCAGGCACCGAUCCGGCCACCUGCUGGUACCGACUAUGGUUAUCAGUCGCAUACUACCGGGGGUGAAGCAGACAGCUAUAUGCGGCACGAAGAAUAUUCCAACCCUCCGCCGAAUCAAUAUUCGCAACAAGGAGGCUAUGGCGGGCCUUCACCUCAACCCCAAUAUGCAAGCUAUAGUGCACCACCACCCCAGCAGCCCGGGUAUGGAGGACCACAGGGCUACGGGCCACCGCAAGGCUAUGGGAUACCGCCAGGUUACGGAGGCCCCCCUCAACCAGGCUAUGCUCCUGCACCUCCCCAGCAAGGCUAUGGAGGGCCCCCUCCUCCUCCAGGGCAGUGGGGACAUCACCCACAAGGGCAGCCAGGAUAUCCGGGAUACGGCGGACCGCCCCGAGGUGAUUAUUCGGGUGGAUAUCAAUACUAG
Messenger RNA from Pseudomassariella vexata, 2391 nucleotides. Its product is annotated as heterokaryon incompatibility protein Het-C-domain-containing protein. NCBI's taxonomy places the organism in Eukaryota, Fungi, Ascomycota, Sordariomycetes, Amphisphaeriales, Pseudomassariaceae. The transcript is spliced from 2 exons. The coding region runs from base 1 to 2391 and encodes 796 amino acids. The record is from RefSeq and is a predicted model, not a curated record.